UAAUUUUUAUUUGUUACAUCAAAGUCAUCUCUGUUAUGCUGAUUUGGUCAUCCUUCUCCGCCCCAACCCUCUCCUCCCUCUCCCUUUUUUCUUCCACCACCCACCUCCCCUCUCCGCGCGCCCCUCCGCCCCGGCGAAUAUGGGGAGGAAAUGGACCUAAGAGGGUGCAGCUCCUCUGUUCCUUCGAAGACGGCUAGUUGCUGUCUCUGGUGUCACUACAAGGGAGGGAAGACUAUAAUUGAAUUGAAUCGAGUGGGUGUUGCUAAAUGGGGAACGAUGAAGGCAAUGAUAAGAAAAAGAGAGUGGUUUUUGUGACUGUAGGGACAACCUGUUUCGAUGCUCUUGUGAGAGCUGUGGAUUCCAACAAUGUUAAACAAGCCUUGUUUGCAAAAGGCUACACCCACCUUCUCAUCCAAAUGGGUCGUGGAUCCUAUCUUCCUACUAAGUCUGAAGGAGAUGGUUCUUUGGCUGUAGACUACUUCACUUUUUCAUCCAGUAUUGCAGAUCAUCUCAGAUCAGCUUCUCUUGUCAUUAGCCAUGCAGGGUCGGGUAGCAUAUUUGAGACAUUGCAGCUGGGCAAACCUUUAAUUGUGGUUGUAAAUGAAGAUUUGAUGGAUAAUCAUCAAAGUGAGUUAGCAGAAGAACUUGCUGAUAGAAAACAUCUGUAUUGUGCUAGUCCUCAAACACUCCAUCAAACUAUAGCAAAUAUGGAUUUAAGUUCUCUCUUUCCUUACUCUCCAGGUGAUGCUACACCAGUGGCCAAGCAUAUAAACAAUCUCCUUGGUUUUCCUGAUGAUUGAUCUAAAGCCUUUUUCUCCCCUCUAUCUCUAGGGUUAAAAGUCUUUGUGAGGGAUGAUAAUCAUUUUAUGUAAUAUUUGGAUCCCCUAAAUAGUCAGUCUUAAAUGUUGAAUUGAAUAUCAUGUCGAUGCAAGCAAUAUAUAUACAGGAUUAAAAAAAAA
Glycine soja is the source of this 959-nucleotide messenger RNA. RefSeq names its product UDP-N-acetylglucosamine transferase subunit ALG13 homolog. The coding region runs from base 267 to 800 and encodes 177 amino acids. Gene Ontology annotation, biological process: dolichol-linked oligosaccharide biosynthetic process. The record is from RefSeq and is a predicted model, not a curated record. Gene Ontology annotation, molecular function: hexosyltransferase activity. Gene Ontology annotation, cellular component: UDP-N-acetylglucosamine transferase complex; extrinsic component of endoplasmic reticulum membrane. Lineage: Eukaryota; Viridiplantae; Streptophyta; Magnoliopsida; Fabales; Fabaceae. The transcript is spliced from 4 exons.